Molecule: messenger RNA, 765 nt
Organism: Lotus japonicus
Lineage: Eukaryota; Viridiplantae; Streptophyta; Magnoliopsida; Fabales; Fabaceae
Exons: 3
Coding region: 41-625 (194 amino acids)
Biological process (GO): recombinational repair
Source: RefSeq, a predicted model, not a curated record
AUUGUGUCUUGCCUCUUCUUAUUACUCCUCUUUCUACACGAUGGAACAAGACCCAAAUCCAUUCCUCCGCCAUUGCAAAGGUCAAAGCAACAACUCUGGCAGCUCUCGUCCUCUCAUUCCUGGCCCGGCUGGCGCCAUCCAGGCUGCCAUGUAUGCCCGUAGAUCCACCCCUAACACACCACUCAUUCCGACCCAGGAAAUCGUGAGGCGUGUGCUAGAUCAUGGAUCAACCGAAACCGAUCCUGAUUUCAACUCACAUGCUUGGCUAUCAGCCCUGCAAGAGUGGGGAAUAGCCACUCCGCUGGGCUCUCUGACAGCGAACGUUGAGAGGGUGGAGAAUGUUGUUGCUGUUAUCAAAUCUUGCACUCCCAAUGGGUUUGGAGAUGCGAAAGUUACCCUCAAGGACCCCACGGGUGCUGUUGAUGCUAGCAUCCACCGCAAGGCAUUUACUCACAGUGAAUUUGCGAAUGACAUAACUGUUGGAUCUGUUCUCGUUCUCCAAAAGGUUGCUGUGUUUGCACCUAGAGGAACUGUUUGUUAUCUUAAUAUAACAUUGCCCAACCUAGUGAAGGUAUUCCCAAAAGAUUGCGGACCCCAUGACUUCAUCGAUAUCACAGAGGAAUAAUUUUGUUUUCGGUGUUGCUUAUGUUUAAUUUGGUUGUGUAACCGUUUAACUUAUUGUCAUGGAUUACUACAUGCUUUGAAUUAUUUAUAUGUUGUCGUUGUUUCUGUUUUUUUCAUUAUAAGAGUCAUAAUAUUAAGACU